AUGAAAUUGACAAGAAAUCUAAAAGAUGUUCUACCUUCAACUACAAGUGAAAAAAUUGAAGAUAUUCAAGAUAAAAAUAAAGUUGAAGGUUCAAAAAAAUAUACCAAAAACACAGCAAGGAGAACCGUGGUGGAAAUAGUUAAUAAAUUAAGAAAAAAUGAAGAUGAAAAGACUAUUGAUGAAAAUGUUGAAAAAGAAAAAAGUUUAGAAGGUGAUGAGAUUCAAAAAAAGAAAACAAAAAAAUUGAUGAAGCAAGAUGAAUAUGUUUUGAAGACACUUGAAAAGAAAACAACACAAAAAAUCAUACGGAGUCCAAGAUUACAAAAAACAAAAAAGAAAAAGUCGAUGAAGCAAGACAAAUCUGUUUUCAAGACACCUGAAAAGAAAACAACUCAAGGAAAAAGAAAAAGAAAAACAAAGACUUUUGAAGUAGUCAAAGAAAAAAAGGAAAAAGUGCCAAUAAAUUCAAAUGACAGAGUAUCUUUGAGAACAAGAAUGAGCCCAAAGAAGUUUUAUGAUAUUGUUAAAUCUUUAAACAAAGAACAGAAAAAAGCUGUUAGAGAAAUGGGAUUGGGAUCUUUGCUGAGAAUUGCAACCAAUGGAAUUUCUGGGAAAUUGGCACGUUUUGUUGUGAAUUCAUUCAAUCCAUCAGAUAUGAAAAUCCAUCUACCUAAUGCGAAGAUAGACAUAACACUAGAACUUGUUCAUGAUUUGCUUGGAAUUCCUCUAGGCAAAACAGAUAUGAGAGAAAUUGACUGGUGUGGUUUUAUAACCAAUUGCUUGAAAAUGUCAAAGAUGACGUGGGAUGAAACCGAUAGAGGAAACUACUAUUGUGGGCCACUUCUUGUAUUAUUGUUAGCUUAUUUGGAGUUUAUGAGGAAUGAUAAGAAUGAAAAAAGACAAAUACAUGCACUACAUUUUUUGGAUUAUGAAAUGAUGGUGAAAAGGGAAAAAGCUGAGUUAAAGAGUGGUGACUUUGGAACUUUGGAAUGGAAUGAUGAUGUUAUAGAGAAUGAUGAAGAAUCCGACACCGAUCAAAAUGAAGAUAUGAAACUCGAUGAAUUGGUGUUCAAAGCGAAAAAGAAUUACAAAAAACUAGUGAAUGAUAAACUGAAGUUUGGAAAGUUAAUUGAGUUUUUAACAACAAAAUUCACAGAAAGCGAUGAGUUGAAAGAUAUGAAGAAAGUCUUUGAACAAGAAUUCAUUUAUAAAACUCAAAAUUAA
Molecule: messenger RNA, 1224 nt
Organism: Lactuca virosa
Lineage: Eukaryota; Viridiplantae; Streptophyta; Magnoliopsida; Asterales; Asteraceae
Source: the annotation of a GenBank genome assembly